Molecule: messenger RNA, 444 nt
Organism: Xyrichtys novacula (pearly razorfish)
Lineage: Eukaryota; Metazoa; Chordata; Actinopteri; Labriformes; Labridae
Source: the annotation of a GenBank genome assembly
AUGCUCACAGUCAGCCUCGGCACGCUGGGACUCCAGGCCGAGCUGUUUCCGAUCAUAGCUGCUCUCAGAGAGGGUGCUUCAGCGCCGUACGACACUGCUGUUACACUUUCAAGUGAAACAGGGAAGAAGAAGAGAAAAAACUUUUGUAUGACUUCCACUGAGCAAAACAUUGUUACGUCAGAAACAAGUGUUUGGGAUGAGUGUCACAAGUGCAACAUCGACUGUCAUAUCGCUGUUCAUGCUGUGAGCUGUCUCCCCCUCCUCCCUCCCACACAGGAUAUAUCGACCGACACGCAGCCCUCCCUCUGCCAAAAAGGACUCUUGGCAAGGUCUCAUAAGGACUUGGAGCGUUACACAUCAUCCUCCCUUCAUACCAAAUCAUGUUCUCUUAAAUUACAGCGAUGGAGCCAAUCCUAUGCAUCUCUCAUUGUGCAAUAUGUAUAG